AUGAUAUAUGAGUUGUUAUUAAGGCAGAAAGCUGGUCCUUCUGUCAGAUACUUCAGUCACAAGUAUUGUGAUUUCGUCUUGAAGUUUUUUCUAACCUGGAUUUUUGUUUCAGAUAACUGUUGGACAAGGAACCAGCAAGCGGCUGCAUCCAGCAUCAGAGAGAAGAUCUGCAAUCGUGGGCAGGAUGGGAAUGAACUGCAGACCACGCCAGAAUUUCGAGCACAUGUUGCAAAGAAACUGGACACAAUCUUGGACAACUUGAUAACCACCUCGACGUGGCCGUUACGACCCACACAACAUGAGAACAGAGCCUCCCUGGAGGAAGACGAUGGCUUUCGCCUCUUUUCCUCUUCUGUGCCAGGAGCCGGUGGGGAGCCCGAAUCUGCCCCUUGGAAAAGGCCGGCACUGCGGCACUCCAGCUCCAGUGACCUGGAAAGUGACCCAGAAUGGCAGAGAUGCCAAGAAGCUGCAGUGACGGCAGCAGACAUUCUGAAGCAAAGUGGCCUGCCACCACCAGCGGUCCAGGACUCCGACCAGGGCCAGAGUCGCCGGGCAACAGAGGCUAGGUGGAAAAACAUCAAGAAGAAGAAGAAGAAGAAAGGGGAAAGAGAGGAGGGUGGCCAGCAAGAGGCCAUCGAAGCAGGAGGUAACAGCCAGACCAUCCUUGGGUCUGAGGGCCCCUCAUGUCCCAGCAGGGCCCAUGAGAGCACAGAGACUGUCAGUUGGACAGACACGGUGCAGAGGAAGAAGAAGAAGAAGAAAUGGAGGAAAACAGAAGCAGGAACAGAAUGAAGAUCCCUCCCAUACUUAUUUGCCAGUGAGA
This is a messenger RNA of Python bivittatus (Burmese python), 823 nucleotides long. Lineage: Eukaryota; Metazoa; Chordata; Lepidosauria; Squamata; Pythonidae. The record is from RefSeq and is a predicted model, not a curated record.